CUUUCUCUCUCUAAUACUUUUUAUCACUUCCUUUAGAAACCGUGCAAGCUUUAUGAUGUAGUGUGACGAAUCUGUAUACUGUAUGUGAUGAUUUCUUUUAUACAAACACUCAUUUAUAUAUUAUAGAUGCAUAAUCUUUAUUCCACUCACUGCCCCAUCAUUCCUUAAUACAUACCGAGAACACAACACGACAUACAUUCAAUCAGAUGCAUACAUUGAGCCUAUUGCAUGUGUAUACAAAAUCACAAACACGUCUAUACAAGCUUCUCGAUUCAUCUUUACACGUGAUAGUUGUGUAAAUAGACAAGUGGGGGGAAAACGAGACAGAGAAUAGAAGGUACAUAUUUCUUUCUUAAUCUCAUUAAGAUCAUUAUGAUCACAUACAUAUGACGCAAGGUGCUUCAAUUUUCUAAAAGCUUAUGACAACAAAGUCAGGACAACCGUUUAGCCUUCUGUUUUGCCUCUGUCAAUUUGUCUAACGAUCUAUCAAUCAUAUAUAACUAGAUCAUUUUUAUAUUUAUAUAUAACUAUAUUUCUUCCUCCCAUAAUUAUAUAUAUACAUAUAUAUGUAGAUACACACAAACCAAUUUAUAUCUUUCCCUGUAGCUGCUUAAAUAUAUACGUACGCAACUUUCCCUCCACUUAAUAUAUAUGAAGUGACUUCCUUACUACAAAGGUUAUAGGGUUGUUUUUUUUUUGUUUUGUUUUGUGUUUAAGAAACAGUCAAGAUCUGCGAUGUUUGUAUUGUAGAUCUGGCAAAACAACACGACCAAACUACUUGCAGCAUUCUGUAAAUUCUUCGGUAGAGCUUACGAAAUGAAGUUGAUAUCAGGAAAUAUGACUCUCAGUCACUUAAGUCAUCUGCUGCCAUUUGCUAUAGCGAGAAAACAAAAAAGGUUAUUGAAAUUAUCUAUAAAUAUAUAGUGCAAAAAAAGAACUAAGUCUACACUAACAAUCGCAUAUAAAUAAUUUGUAUGUACAUAAUAACAGUCAUAGGUGAAUAAAUGCAUGUAAAACAGCAGCGGGUCUUUCAUAAGCGGAACCUCUAAAGCUAUUAAAAAAACUUGCGUAUAAAAGAUUCAAUCUUUUAAUAUAAUUUAUAUCGGUGUAUAUGUAUAUGUAUAUUUAUUUAUUUAUAAGAGGAGGAGGAAAAGGUUAUUUUUUAAACUAGUGCAAUUAAAUUUGAGCUGAGUAAUGUUGUGUUUAACAACAGCUGACUGCAGCUUCUAACACACACACUCAAGCUUUCACUUCUGUGUGUGUGUGUGUAUAUAUAUAUAUAUUAUAUAUAUAUAUAUAUAUUAUAUAAUAUAUAUAUAUGUUUGUACCUAUGCUUGUAUAUAUUGUCGUCCCUUUUGAAAAGUGGAAAUAAGAGAGCCUUGCAUUUUACAAACAUUGAAAGAAACCAGUUUUAUUUUAUAAGCCGGAAACUAAUUAACUGUUUUAGUGGGACAGAAAAUGGAAAAUAAAGCUAAUAAUACAGAUUGUGAUUAUUUAACAUGUGGGCGUUGCCUGCGAGAAUUCCCACUGCAGAAUAUUACCAACUUCAUUCAUCAUAAGAAGAAUGACUGUGAUGCUGACACGGGGGAUAAAUCAAAGAAUUCAGAUGCACUUGGUCGCCAGUUAUACUGUUCCUCAUGCACCAAGGCUUUCUUGUCUGCAUGGGAGAUGCUACAACAUGCACAGUUCACCCACAAAUUCAAAAUAUUUUUCGAUGUCAACCAGCAAGUCUGUGAGAGCCGCACUGGUGUUACUACCCUCAGUGUGACCAGCAAGAAUAUCUCUCUCGAAAAGGAGAACAAAGAAGUCGAAGAGACUGUUCUACCAGAAGUUAUCUCACUCAAACAAGAAGUAACUGAUGAAGAGCUAUCAGAAAACACAUCUUUAAGUCUGUUUCCGAGCAAAGGCAGCAGCAGCAGCAACAACAACAACAACAGCAACAACAGUAGCAACAACAACACCAACAAAAAACAAGGAGACUGUUCUGUCAGCUCACAAGAAAUGCAAUGUUGCAGUUCAGUACUUCCCAAAAAGCGAAAACAACACAUUGAGACAUCACAUCACAUAGCAGAAGGGGCCUUCAAAGAGAGGAGUAUUCACAGAAAUGAUAGCAGUUUGAGAAUUGGUCGUAAAAGAAUGUUCAGCGGUGCCCAAUAUUACUUGAGUCGCAGUCAACUUGGCUAUGGGAAAUAUUCUCAUAGCAGAGGUUUUGGUGGUGUCAACCGAAUUCAAACUGUUUCAAAGAACCGGAAGUACCCAAGUGAGAUUUAUAUAGAUGUUGAACAUGAGAACGAGAACCAGGAUUUGAUCGAUUCCCAUGAUUCAAAUCACAGCGAAAGUGGUACCUCGUGCCACAAAGACCCUUUUGUAGAAACAUCUACCAGCAAAAGCUGUCGGACCAGAGAAAUCAACGCUGAUAACCUUGUUAGUAGUAGCAGAUCAUUUAUUCUUCAGCCAGGCACCGUGUUUUCUAUUCCUUUCUCUUACCCUGUCCAUAGUGAACCAUCUUCAGGUUCCAAUACUUCAUGCCCAACCAUUUACACAACAGGCUUGAGUGACAGUAAUAGCCAAAAACAGAGCAACUCAUCAACAGAUGGUAGCACUGUUUCAGCAACAUCCAAAGUGUCCAGUUGCAACAACAUUCCAACAAUAAAACCAUCCUCUUCUCUCAGCAAGAACAAGUCAACCACAUUGUCUUCUCUUCUCAUCAAAUCACCAACUUCUGACAAACAAGCACAACAAUCAGAGAUUCUGAUUGGUCAGCGAUCUCUCUCUCGUAACCGUCCACUGACAACACGUUCUUGUUCACCCAAAUCAGACAACAGCAAUCUUCAACAGGCUAAGGAAAACCAACUUAGUCUUGAUCAACGUGCCCGCAAACGCAAAUACCCCACGUCACGGCCUUUCAAAUGUGAUCAAUGUGACCAUGCCUUUAAUCAAAGAAUUCAUCUGAAAAAACAUCUCAGUAAGCACACAGGUGUGAAGCCAUUCAAAUGUGGUCAAUGUGAUUAUUCAACUGUAGAACGAAGUCAUCUUAAAGUUCACAUUCGCAUUCACACAGGUGAGAAACCUUUCAAAUGUACUUUCUGUGAAUAUGCCACUGCACAGAACAGCACGCUGAAGAUCCACUUGAAGCGUCAUCACGGAGGCCUUUUAUUUAGUUGUCAAAGAUGCGGAAAGAAAUUUACUGGAAAAGACUCUCUGACAAACCAUCUAUCGGAACACAACUCUCAAGUUCUCUCCAACCACACUUUGUCAUCAGAAACAUCUGAUUCACUCAAAGAACAAGACAGAGGGAAGAUUAGUUAGAAACUAACCAAUCAUGUCUGUUUUCCUCCCGUCAGUUAAUGAUUUCACAAAAGAAAGUUUGAUAAAUCUGCAACUUCAUUGUAUUGAUAUCAAAACAACUCUCUUGAAAAAUAUGGUUAAAUAUGCAAUCAGCUUUUUUUUUAAAAUUUUUCUAAUGUUUACUAAAUCUAUGAGAUAAAAUAUUGAAGAAGAAAAACAAAAUAUAUUCAUAUAUAUAUAUUUAUAUAUAUAUAUACAUGUUUAUGUAUGUAUUGCAUAUUGAUGUAUUAUAAAUCAGAAUUCAGAUACUGAAAAAAAAGAGACGUUGGUAAAAUAUUAUGCUACUAAUCUGAAAAUGAAAGAAGAAAAUGAAAUGAAUGAAGAACAAUAAAAAUAAAUACAAAAGAUUAAAUCGUUUGUGGGGAUAGUCUCAGCCUCAGAGACUAGAAACAAUUGUUAAAUCUGCUUUCAUCAUCAUACGACAACCAACCAAUGAAUUAUUGGUUUAAAUAUACUUUGUUCAAAAUAUAUAUUUAUACACACACGAGCAUGAACACACACACACACGUGCGCGCAUACACACACAAACUGUUUACUAAAUGCAUAUUGGUUAUGUAUUGGAUUUUCUAUCAAUGGUUAAAUAUGCUUGUUCAUUAAUAUGCUGUCAGUUUACAAAGUGGAAAAAAAAUAAUAAUUAUAAUAAUAAUAUGAUUAUUAUUGGAUGCAAACCAAGAUCAUGUUUUUUUUUUUUUGAGAGGUAUAAAAGAAAAAAACCAAGGGUCUCAGUUUUUGAUAAUUGCAUUGAUGACUUCAGGGAUAAACUAUGUUUUAAUUUUCUCAGGGGAUUUCAUAUGAUGGAUUGCAAGAUACUUUAAAAAGAAAACAAUAAAACUACACGCACACACACACAC
Octopus sinensis (East Asian common octopus) is the source of this 4199-nucleotide messenger RNA. RefSeq names its product zinc finger protein 708-like. NCBI's taxonomy places the organism in Eukaryota, Metazoa, Mollusca, Cephalopoda, Octopoda, Octopodidae. The coding region runs from base 1459 to 3309 and encodes 616 amino acids. The record is from RefSeq and is a predicted model, not a curated record. The transcript has 5 exons. Gene Ontology annotation, molecular function: DNA-binding transcription factor activity; RNA polymerase II cis-regulatory region sequence-specific DNA binding. Gene Ontology annotation, cellular component: nucleus. Gene Ontology annotation, biological process: regulation of transcription by RNA polymerase II.